Kwoniella shivajii is the source of this 2277-nucleotide messenger RNA. RefSeq lists its product as uncharacterized. Gene Ontology annotation, cellular component: membrane. Lineage: Eukaryota; Fungi; Basidiomycota; Tremellomycetes; Tremellales; Cryptococcaceae. The record is from RefSeq and is a predicted model, not a curated record. The transcript has 8 exons. The coding region runs from base 1 to 2277 and encodes 758 amino acids.
AUGACCGACCAAGCUAUAUCUCCUCUUGGCAAUGAUCCAGAUUCGACUCAGCCAGCCUUAGCCCCUUCAACGUGGAGAAGGUUAUCUCAUCCACCUUUACCUACCUUUCGACCUAAUAUACCCAAUUUACGGAAUGCUAUCCUAGGUUAUCUGGGCGAAGUGGAAGUCGCUUUGAGAUCCAGAUUAGGUGAAUUACCAUUCGAAGAGAAAGAAAGGAUUAGAGCUACUUCAAGCUCACCUUCUAUAUCAGGAGAUGAAUUUGGUUAUAGUGGGAAUGGAAACGGAAGUGGUGCGGAUAGUGUUGAUGAUGAUUUCGGUGGUGAUACAAUUAGAUAUGGUUCUUCUUCUUCUUCUUUAUCAUCAACGUCGAGAAAUGGUUAUGGAUUUGGACAAUCUUCAUCUACAACUACAACUACAUCUGAAGGAUUGAGAAAUCGUUUUGAUAAUUCCACUUCCACUACGCUGAAUCAAUUUCAUCAUGGCAAUGGCGCGACAUCAUCAAUAGAUAAUAAUUAUCACUUGAACCUUCUUUCUACUAUAAGAGAAGAAGCUGUUAAUCAUUUAUCAUCUCUAUCAGUCCCAUCUUUAUCAGUCACGGUACCUUCAUUACCUAUACCAUCAAGAGAAUGGCUCAAAUCGUUACCAUCAAGAUUAUCAAGUAUUGAUCCCGGAUUAUCUUAUUCAUACGGCCACAACGUUGAUAGAAAAGGUAAAUCCGCUGCGGAUGGUGGCCUGGAUGGUGGGGAACUUCUGACACACGAUCUUGGGGCUAUUCAAUCAGCUAGAAAAAGAGUUUUAGAAGUCGUUCAUACUUUACUACCUUCGGAAGAAUGGGUUCCAUGGGAAAGGCUGGGAUGGGAAGAACAGGAAGAAGAACAAGAUAAAGAUAAAAGAAGUAAAAGAGCUAGAUCACAUUCUCUCGAGAAAUCAAUAUUACAUGAUGAAGAAGAAGAAGAUGAACCAGAAUACUUAUUCCCCAACAGGACUCCCGCUUCAGCAAAAGCAAUGGCAAGGCGUAGAGCAGUCAGAUCAAAAUCUUUAGGUGCAAAUUCAUUCCCAACAAUCCGUAAGAUAAAUCAUGACGAUGACAUUCGUCGUCCAAUAUCAAAUUUACAAAGAUCAAAAACCGCAGAUCCUUAUUCGAAACCUAUUUUAUUCGAUUCAGAUGAUGACGACGACGAUAAUCAUUAUUUUGGUGAUGCAAGAGAUGUCAAGGUCCACAAUACUGAAAGUCCGGCACUAAAUGAUAACGAUGAGGAGGAUGAAGAAUAUAUAUUGAAACAUCCAGAGAUUACGGAUACCAAAUUGACGGCUUUGGUAGCUGAAGAUAGUCCAAUGGGACCAACUGUUCAAGAAUCUUUGAAAAGGUCAAAUGACGGUAAACGAUUAAUCAGAUAUGAGGAUCUGCCUGCUGUCUGGAGAAACAACGAACAUGUUCAUACAGGAUACCGAUUCAUCCCUCUUCAUCUUAAAACUGGGCCUGUACCUCUCAUCAAAUCAGCCUUCACAUGGCACAACGAAACUAUCAAUAUCCAUUCUCAUUUCAUACCAACCAUCCUGAUCUCACUGUUCGUUCCAUACAUACUCAUCAAUUCUCCUCUACCCAAUGCCCACGUACUAGACACUUUGAUUCUCGCAUUGUACCUGAUCGCAGCGAUAUCGUGUCUUUUCUCUUCGGCAAGUUGGCAUGUCCUUAGCGGGUGUGCCUCCAAGAGAUGGUUCGAAUGGGGAGCUUGUGUCGAUUAUAUCGGUAUAUCGUGGCUCAUAGCAGCAUCUUUCGGAACAGUAGUAUAUAAUGGAUUUUACUGUCAACCUAAGCUGGUUCUACUAUAUUGUAGUAUCAAUGCGUUUUGUGGAGGUCUAGGAUCUUAUCUGCCAUUUCAAAAAUGGUUCAACGAAAGAAGGAAUAAGCACCUUCGAAUUUCUUUUUUCCUCUUUUUAUGUUUUGCAAUGUUCGCACCUAUGCUUCAGUUAUUCUACCAACAUGGUUUUACAAAAGCAUUAGCUUUUACCGCACCCUUCGGAUGGUCAAUCGCAACCUAUUUAACGGGAUUGUGGUUCUACGCAUUCCAUUUCCCGGAAUGCAGAUGGCCAGGGAAAUUCGAUAGAUGGGGAAUGUCACAUCAAUGGUGGCACGCUGGUAUAGUCUUAGCCAUUUGGUUACAUUACAAAGCAGUCUUCGUAGCUCAUGGAAUGAAAUAUGAUUAUUCUUGUGCCGCUCCUGGGGCAGGUAAGAGUGUAGCCCAAGUACUAGAAGGGUGGUUGAUUGGACAUUGA